Messenger RNA from Tetranychus urticae (two-spotted spider mite), 1192 nucleotides. Its product is annotated as DDRGK domain-containing protein 1. NCBI's taxonomy places the organism in Eukaryota, Metazoa, Arthropoda, Arachnida, Trombidiformes, Tetranychidae. Gene Ontology annotation, molecular function: ubiquitin-like protein ligase binding. The record is from RefSeq and is a predicted model, not a curated record.
ACACAUCGCAUUGUGCAUCAGCUGAUUAGAAGGUUGAGUUUUACCUUGUGUGGUAUGUUAGACUUAACAGUCUAGUUAUUUUCACCAUUAAAAUAGAUUAUAAUACAAUUCAAGUUCGAUGAUUGAUCUGGUCAGUUUAUUUAGUGUUCUUGGAUCUUUAAUAACACUUGCUUUUGUGAUUCUAAUCAUAUGGAGAGGUCGAAGAACUAGUUAUGCCAGUGUAGAAGACUUGGAUGAAGAUGAAGAAAGUAAACGUCGACCUGUUCGUGGUGUUCCUGUUCCAAGGCCUGGAUCAAGUGGUGAUGCACCCUUUCGUAAAGUAAGGAAUCGUCGCCCUGUUCGUGGUGGAGGUCGAUCAGAAAGAUCUGGCCCUGCUGAUGAUGACCAGUUUGAUCAACCUCCGGAGUUUGUUAACCGAGCAGGCGAUGAAGAAGAUGAUGAUGAUGAAGAUAGUUGUGAUGGAAACGAUGGAGACAUGGAUAGAGAGCCUAAUGUUCCUGAAGGUAAAAUUGGUGCUAAAAAGAGACGAAAGUUGGAGAUGAAAGCAGAGAAAAAAAUGGCCCGUGAACGCGAACUACAAGAGAGGGAAGAACGUAAACAAAGACAAGCAAUGUUGGAUGAAGAGAGAAGGAAAAAGGAGGAAGCCGAGAAGGAAGAAGAAAAGAAACGAGAAGAAGAGGAAAGAAAAAUUCGAGAAGAAAAAGAAAGACAAGAACAUGAAGAAUAUCUAAAGAUGAAGCAAGCAUUCGAAAUUGAAGAAGAGGGAUUCGAUUUGGAUACAGAUGAAACCGAGCAAUCGAAUAAAUUAGCUGCUUUCAUCCAGUUCAUCAAAGAUGAGAAAGUUGUUUUAUUGGAAGAUCUUGCUGGUACUUUUCAGAUGAAAACACAAGAUGCCAUAAAUCGCUUAAAUUUACUUUUAGAGGACCAACAAUUGACUGGAGUUAUCGAUGAUAGAGGAAAAUUCAUCUAUAUUACUCAAGAUGAGUUAGGAAAUAUAGCCAAAUUCAUUCGUCGUAGAGGUCGAGUGGCUAUAAGUGAACUAGUGGAAAAUAGUAAUCAACUUAUUAAAAUGAAAGCCUGAAAUGUCAAGUUGAUUUUUUUAAUUUUAAUGAAAAAUAUUUGUUGAUCCAUUUUUCCGUAUAUCAAUCAAAAUUUCAUACAUUUGAAAAUUAAAAUACUAAUGUAUAACGUA